Molecule: messenger RNA, 452 nt
Organism: Ilex paraguariensis (yerba mate)
Lineage: Eukaryota; Viridiplantae; Streptophyta; Magnoliopsida; Aquifoliales; Aquifoliaceae
Source: the annotation of a GenBank genome assembly
AUGGAGGUCGACUUCGCUGAGUAUCGAUUGCGCUGUCAACUUCGAGGCCACGAAGACGACGUCAGAUUUUUCACCACUCUCGCUUUUAUCGAUGUUCGUGGUAUAUGUGUAUGUGAUGAUGUGGGUAUAGCGACUUCUUCAAGGGACAGAACCAUCAGGUUCUGGUCUUCUAAUCCAUUGAAUAAUGUUUUGUGUGGGGCAUUGGCUUGGGUUUCACCGAAUGCGGAGCUUCCAGAAGGUGGUAUUGUAUCUGGUGGGAUGGAUACUCUAGUUCUGGUGUGGGAUUUGGCAACUGGAGAGAAGGUUCAGACACUGAAAGGUCAUCAACUGCAAGUCACUGGCAUUGCAUUGGAUGGAUCGGACAUUGUAUCAUCGUCGGUAGAUUGGUAUGAUACUGUUCGAGGCCUGGCUGUGAUGCCUGGUUUGGGAAUUCUUUCUGCCUCCCAUGAUGG